Symbiodinium pilosum is the source of this 732-nucleotide messenger RNA. The record is from the annotation of a GenBank genome assembly. Lineage: Eukaryota; Dinophyceae; Suessiales; Symbiodiniaceae.
AUGACAAAGGUUCAGUGCACAGUUUUGGCCCUCUUUACAUGGGCAAUGGCCAGGUCUGCAGAGGUGGCAGAUUCUUGGGUUGAGGACGACGGCACCUGCAAUCUGCAAACCAGGAUGCAUCAGGAGGCUGAGUCGGAUUACGUCCCCAGCUUGAUCGACCAAUUUCUCCAAGCGCCGCUGCCAUCACCGAACCGCAACCUUACAAGCGAGAAUCCGUUGGUCUUCCUGCAUCAGGCACGUGGAGCUGGAACGUCCCUCCGCAAGCUCAUGUACAACUCUUCCAAGAACCUUGGGCUCAAGGCCCACAUCCCAUGUUACGGCGGGGUGGACUGCAAUGACCUCCGCAUGGAGGGUGAGGCUGCUGUCUAUGCUGGACACUUCUGCUGGGAAGAAGCACGAGCCAACCUGCAACAGGUAGGAGCCAAGCAGGUGGGUUGCUUGACGAACUUCCGUGAGCCAGUACCUCGCAUCAUGUCCUGCUACUCGGACCGCUUGGUUGGUGCUGAGCAUGCCGCACCGGCCUGCAUGGGAGACCUUUCAGUUGAGCAGCUGACGAGACUGUUGGUGGACCAUGGCUGCAUCAAUGAGCCAUUCAGAAGGUUCAGCGAAUGCAAGCCAAAUUCAACUGUGAGCAUGGUGGACGGGAAGGCACGUCAGUCUGCUUGGCAAAACACCUUGGACUACAUGUCGCAGUGCGUUCCGAUCAUUGUGGGCAGACAGGUGUCUUUGAAG